Molecule: messenger RNA, 1212 nt
Organism: Bemisia tabaci
Lineage: Eukaryota; Metazoa; Arthropoda; Insecta; Hemiptera; Aleyrodidae
Product: GMP reductase 1
Biological process (GO): nucleotide metabolic process
Cellular component (GO): GMP reductase complex
Molecular function (GO): GMP reductase activity
Source: RefSeq, a predicted model, not a curated record
CAAUUUCACCGGGUCAGUUGGUCAAUCCUGUGAGUGUCGUCUUGUUGUCCCCGCGAUUAGCGUGGCUCUUGAGUAUUUUUUUUUUUUUUGCGUUUCGGUUAUUUUCCAUCGCCAUGCCGAAUAUCACGUUCGAUGUCAAGCUGGAUUUUAAAGAUGUACUUCUCCGGCCUAAACGGAGUACACUGAAGAGUCGCUCCGAGGUUGAUCUACAUCGUGAAAUAAUCUUUAAAAAUUCAAAGGCAAAGUACAAUGGGAUCCCUAUUGUUGCUGCAAAUAUGGACACCGUUGGAACAUUUGAAAUGGCAAAAGCUUUGAGCGAGCACGAUGUGUUCACGGCAGUCCACAAAUACUACACAGUGGACGAGUGGGAGGCUUUCGCGAAAGAAAAUCCCGGCUCUCUGAAACACGUAGCUCUCAGCAGCGGCUGCGGCAAUGACGAUUUCAAAAAGAUGCUGGAUGUCACGAGUAGCGUUCCUGGAGUCACCACACUUUGUCUUGAUGUCGCCAACGGCUAUCAGCAAUCAUUCGUCGAGUUCGUACGCAAAGUCAGAGAGACCCUCCCAAAACACACUAUUAUUGCCGGGAACGUAGUGACAGUGGAGAUGGUGGAGGAACUCGUGCUGUCGGGAGCUGAUGUGAUCAAGGUUGGCAUCGGGCCGGGAUCGGUAUGCACCACGCGUUACAAGACCGGAGUCGGCUACCCUCAGCUCAGCGCCGUCAUGGAGUGCGCAGACGCCGCCCGCGGGCUGGGCGCCCAUGUUAUGUCGGAUGGCGGAUGCACUUGUCCCGGUGACGUGGCUAAGGCCUUUGCUGGUGGGGCUGAUUUCGUGAUGUUGGGCGGAAUGCUGGCGGGUCAUGACCAGUGCGGAGGAGAGCUCAUCACCAAACGGGACGGAAGUCAAGUCAAACAAUUUUACGGCAUGAGUUCGUCCACCGCCAUGCAGAAACAUGUUGGAGGGGUCGCCCACUAUAGAUCAGCGGAGGGUAAAUGCGUUGAAGUAUCGUACCGUGGUGACGUCAACGAAACCAUCAUGGACAUCCUCGGUGGACUCAGAUCCACUUGCACCUACACCGGAGCCGCAAAACUUAAGGAACUUUCCCGACGGGCCACUUUCAUCAGAUGCACUCAACAGCUAAAUCAAGUUUUUGCUCAGUCUACCACGAAAUACUAGUUUUACUGAACCGUAGUAAAACGUCUCUAUGGCUCUUCAA